AUAUUUAACUGCUUUAUUCAUGCUAAUUGAUAAAAUUACACCCUUUUCACCAUUCUGUCAAUUUUGUUCUUAAUUUGCUUAAUUUUUUACUUAAUUCGGGUGUUUUUUUGCUUGAUUUUUCACUGAUGUUGUGUUGAUUUGAUCUGGGUUUCUUUCCCAUGUGAUGAUUACAUGUGGGGUUUGGCUUACAGCUUAGUAACUUCUGGAAGUAGUGAACUGCCAAAAAGAGCAGACAUUAAAAAGAAAAACAAAAUUAUUUUUCAGAAAGGUUGAAAUCAUUGCACAAGAAAGAAACAUAAUCACAUGGGGUAUGGUGUGGCCUUAGAUUUGUUCUUCAUCAUAUCAUAAUUAAAUAAUUUUACUGUUUUUAUUGUUUUUUAAUUUUCUGUUUAUCUUCAUAUAUGUGAUCUUGGUACUGUGUGAUCCAAUCCUGAAUAAUAAUGGAGUGAUAGUCCUACUUCCAGCUAUUGGUUGCUUAACCUUUUUGAUUGUGUUUUUGUGCGUUUUAGGUUUUAUUUGAUAAGAUCUUACAAAACCUAUGGGUGAAUCAUUAGUUGAGGCUCCAAAAGUUGAUAACAAGAUGGGUGAGUCAUUUACACAUGUACCGUGUCUUCAAGAAUCGGUGUCUUUUGGUAGAUUUGAGCAUGAUUCUCUUUGUUGGGAGAGAUGGUCUGCUUUCCCAACAAACAAGUAUUUGGAGGAAGUUGAGAAGUGUUCUACACCAGGGUCGGUAGCGCAAAAGAAGGCUUAUUUUGAAGCUCAUUAUAAGAGGAUUGCUGCUCGGAAGGCGGAGUUGUUGGAUCAGGAAAUGAAGAGGGAGGAAGGCGAGUCUGUCGAUUCAGAAGAUCAGGGUUCGAUGUGCAACACCAGUGAGGAAGAGUUUGAUGUUGAUGGAACUCAGGUGCUAAAUGAAGUUGGUGAAUUCAGUGGUGAAAUGAGUGAUAAGCAUAUUGAUAUUUUAGGCCAUAAUGCUGAUAUCAUGAUUGAAGAAGAAGAUGGAGUUUCGGAUCUCACAACUGAGGUUGAGGUGACUGAGCAUAUUGAUGAACUGAGUGAUGAUUUUGAUGUCAUUGAUGAAGUGGUAGAUCUCACGGUUGAAGUAAGAGAACAUGUUGAUCAACUGGCCGAAGAAAACAAGGAUAUACAACCUGUGUAUGUUGAGGAGCUGAACAGUGCCGCUGAUUUGAUAACAGAAAACAAGGAUAUACAACCUGUGUAUGUUGAGGAGCUUAACAAUGGCGCUGAUUUGAUAAAAGAAAACAAGGAUAUACAACCUGUGUAUGUUGAGGAGCUUAACAAUGGCACUGAUUUGAUAAAAGAAAACAAGGAUAUACAACCGGAGCAUUUUGAUGAGGCUGGUGUGGCCGAAGAGAAGAUGAAUAUUCAGCUAGAGCAUAUUGAUGAGUCAAAUAGUACCACUGAUAUAAGGGAAGAAAACAAGAGUAUACAGCCGGAGCAUUUUGAUGUGCCCGGAGAAAAGAUGGAUAUUCUGCCAGAGCAUAUUGAUGGGUCAAAUAGUGGCACUGAUGUGAGCGAAGAAAACCAGGAUAUACAGCCGCAUCUAGAAGAUGGUGAUGAAGAUUUGCAUCUAAACAUGGAGAUCCCUCAUGUAGAGAAACCCGACAAACCUGUUUUGGUGAAAGAAGAUACCGCUUCUGCACGAGUGUGGCAAGACAAGGAGGUAUUGCCUCAAGAAAAGGUUGAAGAAAGGAAAAAAGUUCAGAAAGAAACAAAAAACCCAAUAAAAUUGGUUGAUCCAGUGAAGAUAAAGAAGACAACUUUGGCGAAGAGGACAGUCGAUACACCAAAUUCUAAGAAAAAACCAGCAUCAACAAUUGCCAAAAAACCUGCUGCAUCAAUGGCAAAAUCACCGAUAAUAUCUACUCCCAAGUCAUUGAAGCCUGAGUUGACCAAAACUGUUAAGUCUACCUCACGCCCCUCAACCAGGAAGGAAAGUGGUAACACUCCACUGACAAGCAAGAAAACAACUAAACCUGAAAACAAGAGAGUACUGCCAACAUCCUUGCACAUGUCUCUAAGUUUUGGACCGGCUAAUUCUGAGCCAGUUAAUUCUGCGGCAGUUAAUUCAGAUCCGGCAUCACUUACAGCAAUGAGAAAGUCAUCGAUCAUGGAGAGUAUGGGAGAUAAAGAUAUUGUAAAAAGAGCAUUUAAGGCAUUCCAAAACGUCAAUCAACUUUCCCCCACUAGUUUAGUGAAACCAACUACAACAAAUGAGCCAACAAACAAAAGGAUUGAAGUGAAGGGUACUGCGCCUGACGCCCUUCAAAAGAGAAAAGAAGGGAUUUCCAGGGCAGGGAAGGUAACAAAUCCAAUAACUGGUCUACAAGGAACAAAAAAGUUAUCACAAUCACCUGGAUUAAAGAAAAACAUUGGUGUGGAUCAAAGAAAUGGUAAAGCUAUACCUGCUUCCUUUGGCUCACGAAAUGGUAAAUAUGUACCUGCUUCGUUUGGCUCGAGAAGCUUAGAUCAAGGAAGGCUACAGAGAGAGGUUCCAAAGAAGCUAGAGCCAAAAACCAACACUAAAGAUUCUGUGAAGACCCAGCUUCAGUCGAAAUUAAAGGCAGAGAAAGCAGCAGAUAGUGGAAAACCAACUCGAAGCAUUAAUUCUAAACCCAAUCUAUCAUCAAGCUGUAAUCAGGGACAUGGAUUCUUGAGAGGUUCUGUUCGUAAGGUAGAAGCCAAGAUAUAAGCUACUGGUUGAUUGGAGUUAUGAUAAUUAAAAACAGAUAGUUUUUGUAAGCAUGGUUCAGGACAAGUUUCAAUCUUUCAAUAGUCAAAAGUGGUGGUAUCACACAAAAGUUCAUCAUUUUGGUACGUAGUAAAUAGGUUUAUCAUCGAGAAAGCUUAGAUGUAUAAAGGAGCAGUUGCAUAGUAAUAAGUUUUAGUUUUAUGUAACCUGGAAAAUAUGAGGGCAGAAGUUGUAAAUCUGAAUUAUUUCAAUUUCAUCAAGAAUAUAAAUAUAGAAUUGUCCCUUUUUCUAA
This is a messenger RNA of Spinacia oleracea (spinach), 3002 nucleotides long. RefSeq names its product sister chromatid cohesion protein PDS5 homolog C. NCBI's taxonomy places the organism in Eukaryota, Viridiplantae, Streptophyta, Magnoliopsida, Caryophyllales, Amaranthaceae. Bases 539 to 2710 code for a protein of 723 amino acids. The transcript has 9 exons. The record is from RefSeq and is a predicted model, not a curated record.